Molecule: messenger RNA, 6082 nt
Organism: Coturnix japonica (Japanese quail)
Lineage: Eukaryota; Metazoa; Chordata; Aves; Galliformes; Phasianidae
Gene: LRIG1
Product: leucine rich repeats and immunoglobulin like domains 1
Molecular function (GO): protein binding
Source: RefSeq, a predicted model, not a curated record
AUAGCGGCGCUAUCAAUGGGCGGACGCGCGGGGGGCGGCGCGGCUACAUGUUGCGGUGCAGCCAACGUGGGACCGCGGCGAGCGGAGCGGAGGGGUCCGGCGGGACGGCAGGGCGAGCACCGGGCACCGAGCGGAGCCGGGUGUUGGCGGUCAGCGGGGAGAAAAAGCGCUCGUGGAGGCGGAGAGAGCGCGGAUCCGCUCCGCUCUGCCUGCACGGCGGAUGCCCUGAGCGCCCCGCGGGGUCGGCGGCCGAGGCGAUGGUGCUGCGGGUGUUGGAGCUGCGCUGAGCGCUCCGGGAACCGCGAACCGGGACCGCGUUCCGCUCCGCUUCGGACCUUUGCCGGUGCCGGAUACAAAAUGGCGGUGAUGCCGUCGCGGGGCGGCGGAGGUUCCGCGUUGCCGCUGUUGCUGGCGGUGCUGCUGGGCUCGGCCGCCUCCUGCCCCGACGGCUGCGGCUGCGACGGGGAGCGGCUGCGCUGCGGCGGGUUGGGGCUGCCCGAGGUGCCCCGGGAGCUGCUGUCCGCCGGGCUGCGGCACGUAAACCUGAGCUACAACAAGUUGACCGAGAUUGAUCCUUCUGCCUUUGCAGAGCUGUUGAAUCUGCAGGAAGUGCAACUGAACAACAAUGAACUGACUGCCAUUCCCUCCCUGGGACCUGCUGCUUCCAACGUCCGUGCCCUCCACCUGCAUCACAACAGGAUCCGCAGCAUUGAAGCAAGUCAACUGAAGCCCUACGUUGCCCUGGAAACGUUGGACCUGAGUUUCAAUGACAUCACGGAAAUCCGAAACGGCUGCUUUCCACAGGGACUUCACAUAAAGGAGCUCUACCUGGGGAGCAACAGAAUCAGCACCCUGGAGCCUGGUGCUUUUGAUAGUCUGUCACGGUCCCUGCUAACACUUCGUCUGAGUAAAAACAGGAUCACUCAGCUUCCUGUCAAGGCAUUCAGGCUGCCCAGGCUGACACAACUGGAGCUGAACCGGAAUCGCAUCCGCCUGAUUGAAGGCCUGACAUUCCAGGGACUGGACAGCCUGGAAGUCCUGAAACUCCAGCGCAACAACAUCAGCAAACUGACUGAUGGAGCUUUCUGGGGGCUGGCCAAGAUGCAAGUUCUGCACCUGGAUUAUAACAGCCUGACAGAAGUAAACAGCGGCUCGCUCUAUGGCCUUUCAUCCCUCCACCAGCUUCACCUCAGUAACAACUCCAUAUCCCGCAUCAACCCUGAUGGCUGGAGCUUCUGUCAGAAGCUGCAUGAGCUAAUACUCUCUUACAACAACCUCACCAGGCUGGAUGAGGGAAGCUUGGCAGACCUCGGAGGACUGCAUGUACUACGGCUGAGCCACAAUUCCAUCAAUCAUAUUGCGGAAGGUGCCUUCAAGGGACUCAAAAACCUGCGUGUCCUGGAACUGGACCACAAUGACAUCUCAGGCACAAUAGAAGACACCAACGGAGCCUUUACUGGCCUAGAAAAUCUGAGCAAGCUAACUCUGUUUGGAAACAAGAUCAAGUCGGUGGCCAAGAAAGCGUUCUCAGGGUUGGAGGCCCUGGAGCACCUGAACCUUGGAGAUAACGCCAUCCGCUCCAUCCAAGCAGAUGCUUUUGCUAAGAUGAAGAGCCUGCGGCAGCUCCACAUCAACAGCGACAGCUUCCUCUGCGACUGCCAGCUGAAAUGGUUGCCCCCGUGGUUAGUGGAGAAGGAGCUGCAGUCCUUCGUGGUGGCCACCUGUGCCCAUCCCGAGUCCCUGAAGAGCAAAAGCAUUUUUGCUGUCCUGCCAGAAAGUUUUGUGUGUGAUGAUUUCCCCAAGCCUCAGAUCAUCAUCCAGCCAGAGACCACAGUGGCCGUCCUUGGGAAGGACAUCCAUUUCACGUGCUCGGCUGCCAGCAGCAGCAGCUCCCCCAUGACCUUUGCAUGGAAGAAAGACAAUGAAUUACUGCAUGAUGCUGAAAUGGAGAACUUUGCCCACGUGCGGGCGAAGGAUGGUGAGGUGAUGGAAUAUACCACCAUUCUGCACCUCCGCCACGUCACCUUUGCCCAUGAGGGCCGAUAUCAGUGUAUCAUCACCAACCACUUUGGCUCUACCUACUCCAACAAGGCUCGACUCACUGUUAAUGUGUUGCCCUCAUUUAUCAAAACUCCCCACGACAUCACCAGCCGGACAGGGACAACAGCACGGCUGGAGUGUGCAGCUGAAGGACACCCACCCCCACAAAUUGCCUGGCAGAAAGAUGGAGGCACAGAUUUCCCUGCUGCACGAGAGAGGAGGAUGCACGUCAUGCCUGAGGAUGAUGUGUUCUUUAUUGCAAACGUGAAAAUAGAAGACAUGGGCAUCUAUAGCUGCACAGCACAGAACUCUGCAGGGUCUGUGCUUGCAAAUGCCACCCUGACUGUACUGGAGACACCGUCUUUGAUUCACCCACUGGAAGACCAUGUAGUGUCUGUAGGUGAGACUGUGGCUCUUCUGUGCAAAGCCACGGGGAGCCCACCUCCCCGCAUUACCUGGCUGAAAGGUGACCAGCCGCUGAGUGUGACAGAAAGGCAUCACUUCACCUCUGGCAACCAGCUCCUCGUCAUUAGGAAUGUUGUCUUGGAAGAUGCAGGGAAAUACACUUGUGAAAUGUCCAACACCCUGGGGACGGAGCGUGCGCACAGCCACGUGAGCAUCUUACAGUCUCUUGGGUGUAGAAAAGACCGUACCACUGUGGGGAUCAUCACUAUUGCUGUGGUGUGCAGCAUCGUGCUGACGUCGCUGGUCUGGGUCUGCAUCAUCUACCAAACCAGAAAGAAGAGUGAGGAAUACAGCGUCACCAACACAGAUGAGACCAUUGUGCCUCCAGACGUGCCCAGCUACUUGUCCUCACAAGGGACUCUUUCUGACCGGCAGGAAGCGGUCGUCAGAGGAGAUCACCAACAGCCUAAUGGACACAUAGACAGCAGUGGUAUGUGUCAGACUGAUGCUGGAAGGUGUCCAGAUGUUGAAGCUCCCGCUGUAGGUUGCAGACAGCCAAAACUGUGUAUUGGCUACAAUAAAGACACUUGGAAAACUGAAGACACGGCUGACGGAAUGCUUGUUCCAGAUAAGACAGGCUACGGCCUGCCCGUCGUGUGCACAGACUGCAGCGGCAGCACAGACAGCAUGAACAUCCACAUCUAUCCCGGCGAGUCGGAGUACUACACCGAGGGCCUUCAGACUCUGGAUAGUUCCUACCAGAAAGCACUGAGCAGCAAGGAACGGAGCAGGAAGAGGGGUGCAGGCACCACCAGCCUUCUUCAUCCACAGCAGUGCAAUGGGACUGCCAGCAGCAAGAGGACGGAAGCCGAUGGGACCCUCUACCCCAGCAACCACGACAGAAUAACACCUGUGAGCCCAGCCAGCCCGCUGCUUGCAGAACAACACGGCUCUUCGCAAUCAGGAGCAAAGCCUUCAGAGCUUAACAACCUGAACUUGGUGAGAGCUUCACCGGCAGGAGGGUCACUAAAGCAACUGAACGUGCUUCCCGAAAUCCCCCCAACACUACUGGAUCUGCAGAGCGAAGCAGAAGCAAAACAGGCCCUCCUGGCCAAUGGCUUCGCACCCAAGUCGUGCGACUCCAGUCAUGCGUUUAAGCCACCGAGCAGAUCAGCAGACUGAGGAGGACGGACUGCCAUGUGCAAAGUAACAAACAUAUUAUUAUUACUAUUUUUUGCACAGAGUAUAUAGGCUACUUACUUCUACCUCAAAUCUUGAACUGAUGACCUGUCAAAGGCAAAACAGCUGAGGUAUGAGAAACAAGCUUGUAUGGGGAACAAACUCCUGUUCGAGCGUCGUCUGUUUGUACAUAGUUUAAAACUUCCCUGUGAAGUAUGAAGCAUUCAAAAGUUGACUUGCAUAUGAAGCACAUAAAUGCAAGAGUUAUUGUGUAAAGAGAAAAGUAUUUGAUACAAUUGUACAUAAGAGUUUUCAUAUAUAAAUAUAUAUAUAUAAAUAUAUAUAUAUAUAUAUCUUUUACAGAGGCUAUUUUAAUCUUUAGUGCAUGGAAAACUGAGUGAAAUUGUACAAUUUGGGCAAUACUGUUUUCAGUAUCAGGUUGCUGUUAAACUUUGUGAGAGAAAUCAUUUCUGGUGCCUUAAAUGCAUAAACAGAAGUUGAAAAAGCCAGACUGUUCCAAAGGGAUCGUCCUCUUUGCAGUGGAAGUCCCUUUAAAUCAAGUAUCGAUUGGGUUACUUAGCACAAAUUCUUUCCCCUCUGAAAGUUAUUGCACUUAACGCAUUUAAACAGAGAUCUGCAACUGUUGGAAACGAAGCUUGCAGGAAUAAAGAGAACAAGCAGUGAGAAAUUACGUAGCAACCUGAUUUUUUUUCCCUGUUUGUGGGAGAACUUAAAUUCUGUUACUCUUCAAAACUCCAUGUAUAGAUCUGUAUCUUCCCCAUGUCAUGUUGAGUGGACCGCACGAGUGGUACUAAAUAACCCAGCAACAGUGCAGAGCCCCAAACCAACCAUGCAGAAUGGAUAUCGCGAGAGGCGAGCAGUCGCUCCCUAAAUAGGUAAUUAAUUCAUGCAGUGAGCUGCAGGGUGGCCUCGUGCGUUGUGCACCACUCAUCACUGACACGGCCAAACUGCAGAUGCUGCUCCCCACACGGAUCAGUGCAUGCAGUGCUGCAGCUUGGCUGUGUGCAGGAGGAGUCAUCACCUCCGCCACUGUCAUGCAUUUGCUAACCAAGCAAUGCACAUCUAUCCCCAAUGGGGUUCAAAACCACGUAGCUGUUGUGAGAACAGGAAUGAAAUCCUGCUCUGCCAGCUGUGCCCUUAAUUCACACAGUACAAUAUUCCACUUGCCUGUUCAAAACCAUUGCCCUGAUUUGCAGCCAGACUCUACAUGAAAAUAUCCACUUCAGAUGAAUGGCGCUGCCUUGUGUAGCAAUGCUGGGCUGCUCAGAAAUCACCUCCUUUAGGAGGGGAACUGUGGCUGACACUUUACAAUGGAAAUAUCCUGAAUAUUUUUACCUGGUCUUUUAAGUUCAUCCAUGAAUGGGGGGGGAAAAAAAUACCCAUUUUGGUGGAACAGAUCUUUGUCACUUCUAACCUGAGUGCGAAGCUUUUUGUUCAUAGAAAGGCUGCUUUCUGUUGGUGUUGGUACCUGUGGAUGGAGGACUCCCUUCCAGUUAUUUAUAGUUUGAGUUCUGCUAAUAUAAGGUUGCUAACUCUGGUGAUGACUACUUGGGGGAAAGGUUUAUUAGGGGGGUUUGUUACUUUUUUCCUUAGGAGCAACACAAAUGCCAGCAGAAUUGAGUGGAAAUCUACUUUUGCUAAGACUGUGGCUCACAACAUGCAGAAACGCUGCAGUUUGGGUUCAGAUCCAUUACUUUAGUAUCUGUCUGAGUCCUACCACAGCUGUGGGACUGCAAUAAAGUUGCAUGCUGCCCUUCAAUGGCAACGUGCCCAUUGGUUUUAAUGUUGGUUGUGUCCCACCUUACCUUGAGAAGUCAACAUCUCCUAUAAGGAAGGAUCUGCUUCUUCUGCAGAGCAGCUGAAGGCAAGUUCUGCUGUAAACAAGCCAACUGAGCCCGACCUUAAAGAAGCAAAGCAUAAUUUAGCCAGGUACCUGUCUGUAUCAGUUUCUGACUAUUGACACGUUUGCACUUUGAGACAGGUGGCUGAUUAUGUUGAGUGCCAAGUCUGUUCCAAGAAAAGGAAACGGAUGUUAGAAAAGUCAUAAACGAGGCACAUGUUUCCCUUUCCUCGAGGGAAAGUUGUGCCUCAGAACCGACUCAGUGAGAACUGGGAAGGAAUGGAUGACUUACCUGACUCAUUUUGCUGGUGGAAACGUCAUCACCAUUGCAGAGACAGAGCGUAGUUGCCACGUUAACAUUUGAAAAUGAGGUUCCUGAAUAAAGAUAACUGCCUAACCUUACGACUUCCACUAAAUAUGUGAAUUUGCUGCUUCUAAGAGGCAAUGUGAAAGAGGAAGUAUUACUUUUGUGUACAAAGUUAUUUAUUUAUUAGAAGAAUUUGGUACAAUGUUGUACAUUGAAAAACAUGUAAGAUAUUAAAGUGUCUAACAAAUGCAUUGAAGCGUCUUUAAUAAAGGUUCAUUUAUAAUAUUACA